Molecule: messenger RNA, 993 nt
Organism: Lachancea dasiensis
Lineage: Eukaryota; Fungi; Ascomycota; Saccharomycetes; Saccharomycetales; Saccharomycetaceae
Source: the annotation of a GenBank genome assembly
AUGUCAGGACGACUAAUUUUGCAAGAAUUAAAGGUGGGGUGGAAAACUGGGAAUAAAUUUCCAGUGACUAAAAGAAGUGGACCGGUGUCCAAAUCUAACGGGCAGAUACUUGACUAUGGUGACCUGACCACAAUUGAAUCGUUGCGUAAAAAAAAUGGGUAUUAUAAGCCUAACAAGGCUCUCCCAAAAUCUGCGGAAGGCCAGAGGUCGCUUUUGCGAGCACGAUCUCAGCUUAGAGGUACCAACAGCAUUGCACAAGUGUAUCAGAGCACGUUUCGAAUCUUUUCAGCACAGAGUAAGGUUUAUUCCUGCGAUUUUUUUCGUCUGUUGUAUUUUCCUCCGGAACACUUUUUGUCUUUGUUUCGCAAGAGUAAACCCGCAGUAAAUGUCCGGAGUGUUGGUGAGGUCUAUUUAAAUGGCAACUACCCGCUAAGCACUCGGGACGCUAGCACGGCCAGUAACUCUAGAAAGGAAACGCACAGCUUGCAGAAACCAAAAAUUCAGGAAAUUGGGAACAUUCGACAGUUACAAGCAAUGCUGGGUAACGACGGCUCCAAUAUCCCUCGCAACUAUGCAUACUUGAGACGUUCGCUACGCGCAUUUGUGAACAAAUGUUUCAUCAAAAAAUGGCUAGAGCUACAAGGCGCAGUGGCCGUGAAAGAACAAAUUGGCCAAGAUGACACUCGCGCAAGUAGUACGACCUGUAAUUAUCUGGAUCCUAAGGGUCGCAGCAGGGUUGGCAUCGCGAAGGAUGGAUUCUACUUAUUCCAGGUUCUCAAGUUCCCGGAUUCUACAACAGAAACAGAAUUUGAGAGACACGUUGCACGCAGCGUACAAGCCGUCGCAAAUUUGGACUGGGAUCAAUAUACGCUGGGCAAAGCCAAGGCAAAAAACUGGGUGCAAGAGGCGAACGACAGAGUACGAUUGCCUAUUCUGAACUCAUACUUGGCUCACGACCAAGUGCCUCGAAUAUUGAGAAAAGUCAAAUCAUAG